This is a messenger RNA of Suricata suricatta (meerkat), 2869 nucleotides long. It is a transcript of the gene RNF207, whose product is annotated as ring finger protein 207. The transcript has 15 exons. Gene Ontology annotation, molecular function: transmembrane transporter binding; zinc ion binding; Hsp70 protein binding. NCBI's taxonomy places the organism in Eukaryota, Metazoa, Chordata, Mammalia, Carnivora, Herpestidae. The record is from RefSeq and is a predicted model, not a curated record. Gene Ontology annotation, cellular component: perinuclear region of cytoplasm. The coding region runs from base 291 to 2126 and encodes 611 amino acids. Gene Ontology annotation, biological process: regulation of heart looping; regulation of cardiac muscle contraction.
UCGGCUAGGACGCAUUGCCCGGUCUUGCGGCCUGACCUUCCGUGGCCUCCAAGGGGGUGCGGGAGAGGCGGGGAGCGCGCACAGGGCGCGACCCCUCCGCACGCCUCCCGCCGGCUCUCCCUGCUCCAGGCGCUCCAGACCCCAGCCCGGGCCUACGCGGUCCCCGCUGCACGACCGCAGGACGCCCCAUCGGGGCCAGGCGGGGUGGAGAGGAGGGAGCCGCACGCGGGCAGAGGGGCCAGGCCCCCGCACCGUGCGCGCCCCGCCGCCUUCCUGAGCUUUCCCAGAAGAUGUCAGGAGCUAUCUUCCCAUCCCUGGAGGGCCUGGAGGCCCCGGGCGCCGCGAGCGGCCACCCGCUGCUGUGCCCGCUGUGCCGCGCACAGUUCGAGCGCCCGUGCCUGCUGGACUGCUUCCACGACUUUUGUGCCGGCUGCCUGCGGGGCCGCGCCACCGACGGCCGCCUCGCCUGCCCGCUGUGCCAACACCAGACGGUGGUGAAGGGCCCCAGCGGGCUCCCUCCGGUGGACCGGCUGCUGCAGUUCCUGGUGGACAGCUCCGGGGAUGGCAUGGAGGUGGUGCACUGUGCCAACUGUGACCUGGAGUGCGGCAAGCAGGACGCGGAGACCACGUACUUCUGCAACACGUGUGGGCAGCCGCUGUGCGCGCGCUGCCGCGAGGAGACGCACCGGGCACGCAUGUUCGCGCGCCACGACAUCGUGGCCCUGGGCCAGCGCAGCCGCGACGUGCUCCCGAAGUGCAGUGACGCGGAGGCGGGGCGGGGGUGGGGGCCCCCACGGGCCGGGGCAGGGGGUGUGCGCGCCCACAGGGCUGAGGCCGCCCCCGGUUCCCAGGCCGUGAAGGCCCUGCAGACGGCCACCCGGGAGGCCAUCGCGCUGCUGCAGGCGAUGGUGGAGGAGGUGCGGCGCAGCGCAGGGGAGGAGGAGGCCGCCAUCCAUGCCCUCUUUGGCAGCAUGCAGGACAAACUGGCAGAGAGGAAAGCGCUGUUGCUGCAGGCCGUGCAGAGCCAAUACGAAGAGAAGGACAAGGCCUUCAAGGAGCAGCUCUCCCACCUGGCCACUCUCUUGCCCACCCUGCAGGUUCACCUGGUCAUCUGCUCUUCCUUUCUCAGCCUGGCCAAUAAGGCUGAGUUCCUGGACCUGGGCUAUGAACUGAUGGAGAGACUGCAGGGCAUCGUCACUCGGCCUCAGCGCCUCCGCCCUGUGCAGAAUAGCAAGAUCACCAGUGACCACCGCGCCGAGUUCGCGCGCUGCCUGGAGCCGCUGCUGCUGGGGCCUCCCCGGGCGCAGGGGACCGGGGGCGGCACCAACAUGCUAGCGGUGGGCUCAGGCGCCAACGUGCUGAUGGGGCCCAGCUGCCCUUCCCCAGUGGGAAAGAUGUUGGGGUCACUGGUCCAAAAGCCCACGCAGCACCGGUCCGUCAGCACCAAGGUGCUGCUGGCAGAGGGGGAGGAUACGCCCUUCACGGAGCACUGUCGCCGCUAUGAGGACUCCUAUUGGCGCCUGCAGACGGAGACGCAGAACCUGAAGGACCAGGUACAGGAGCUGCAUCGGGACCUCACCAAACACCACUCGCUCAUCAAGGCGGAGAUCAUGGGAGACAUCCUGCACAAAUCCUCCCAGGUGGACGCGCAGAUCGCCUCUGAGUGCGCUGCCCUGGAGGGGAUGAGAGCAGCCUUCCAGAAGAUUUGGGAGGAAUCCUACCAGCGGGUGGCUAACGAGCAGGAGAUCUACGAAGCCCAGCUCCAUGACCUUCUCCAGCUGAAGCAGGAGAAUGCCUACCUGACCACCAUCACCAAGCAGAUCACUCCCUACGUCCGCUCCAUUGCCAAGGUGAAGGAGCGGCUGGAGCCCAGGCUUCAGGUGCCCCCGGAGGAGCGGCCAGACCCUCCACAGCACACGCAGGAGGAGGGCGGCGGCGCGGAGACUCAGGCCAGGAGUGACCCAGUGGGUGUUGCAGAGGAGAGAGAGAAAACCUCAGAACCCAGAGGGAACAGCCGGACUCCGAACAGCCUCAAAGAAGAGCCUCCGCUGAAGAACAAAGACCCUCACAGACCCAAGCAGAAAAACGGGGGUGAGGCCCCCACACGGAGAGAGCGCCCGACUUAGCAACCUGAGGGUCGGGCAUUUAGCAGCGCGCAGGCCAAGGCUGGGAUAUUCAGGAAGGGCUGUUCCUGCCCGGGCAUAAAGGGGAAUCACUCGGCGGCGGAAAACCCCAGACCCUCUGCCCGGUCGGCCUUAAUCUCCGAUUCUUGGGCUCGAGUUAAGCGCCGCUCUUCCCCAUGUUUGCGUCACACGGAGUCUUGGGCCUCGUCAAGGGACUGGGGCGACGCCCCGUCCGCGUGGAAAACGUGAGCGGGCAGCGCGAGCCCCUCCCCUCGCUGGCCUGGCCUCCCGCCGCGUGUGAGCACCAGCCCCUGCACCGCUCUCAGACCGCAAGGCCCUGCUGGAAAGUUCCAGCCAGUGAUCUGCACGCCCGUUUCCUCCUUUCACGCGCAAAGCAGAGCCGGCUGGGGGCGGGGCGCGGGCGGCGUCUCCGCAGCUGGUUCCCGCUUCUCCGGGUGUUCACCUUCUUCUGACAGUGCAGGACGAUUCGGCACCAACUUCUCUCCAGAAAUCGCCCCUCCUACACGGUGCCCUUUCUACCCAGCAGAAGUUCACAAAUGCUUUAGGAAGGAAAAUUAACCCAGAUGCCCUGAAAUCCUAAGUUCUGGAGGUAAAAUGUCCACACAGUCACAUUUUAAGGAAAUAUCUGGCUUGAUUCGGUGGUUCAAACAGAAAAUGGACGGGGCGCCUGGGUGGCUCAGUGGGCUAAGUGUCUGACUUCAGCUCAGGUCAUGAUCUUACAGUUC